Messenger RNA from Drosophila nasuta, 2736 nucleotides. It is a transcript of the gene Sox15, whose product is annotated as Sox box 15 transcription factor. Gene Ontology annotation, molecular function: DNA-binding transcription activator activity, RNA polymerase II-specific; RNA polymerase II cis-regulatory region sequence-specific DNA binding. The transcript is spliced from 3 exons. Gene Ontology annotation, cellular component: nucleus. The coding region runs from base 38 to 2446 and encodes 802 amino acids. The record is from RefSeq and is a predicted model, not a curated record. Gene Ontology annotation, biological process: positive regulation of transcription by RNA polymerase II; cell differentiation. Lineage: Eukaryota; Metazoa; Arthropoda; Insecta; Diptera; Drosophilidae.
GAGCUAGCUAGCUGGUGCUGUGUAGCCGCCGUAUAAAAUGGAACCCUCAUAUGAUCACGAACAUCCACAUCAUCUGCUAACAAAUUACAAUGCAAAGAAGUAUCCGCAUGUGUCGCGGACACCGGAGUACAGCCACUCAACGGUGGGCAGCGAUUAUCCCGAGCACGUUGGCUACCUCACCGACGGGCGGCUGCUGCACGAGAGUCCCAGCGAUGGCAUCUACCACGUGCGACAGGGCAGCGAGCAUUCGUCGCCCUCGCUGCACUCGCCAGCCAUACAGAGUGCCGGCUAUGAGAACGAGCACUCAAUGAACGAGGCGGCGCUGUCGGUGCACAGUCACAGCCACUCGCCCAUGGUGUCCAGUGGCUACAGUGUGGGCACAGUGGGCGGCAGCAGUGCCUCUUUGAUUAGCAGCAAUAUACCGCUGCUGGGCGGCGGCGGAACAUCGAUGCUGAACAAGUUCUUGUCGCAUCCUGGCCAGGAUGAAUGUGGGGCGGCAGCGCACUCACCGAUUGAGGCGGCGGCAGCGGCAUCCAUGUGGAGCUACGACUACAAGGGUGACAUUUGUGCACCCAAUUGCGGUUAUCUGGAUCGGCACAAGGCCAUGCCCAGCGAUUUGAAGUACAGACCAGGCGGUAAUCAGUCAAAAAGUGCCAAAGAGUCGCGCAUCCGUCGGCCAAUGAAUGCGUUCAUGGUGUGGGCGAAGAUCGAGCGCAAGAAGCUGGCCGAUGAGAAUCCCGACCUGCAUAACGCCGAUCUCAGCAAAAUGUUGGGCAAAAAGUGGCGCUCGUUGACGCCACAGGAUCGACGUCCCUAUGUGGAGGAGGCUGAACGUCUGCGGGUCAUACACAUGACAGAGCAUCCCAAUUACAAGUAUCGACCACGACGGCGAAAGCAGUCCAAGCUGCGCACCAUGCAGCCCGGUGGCGCCAAGGAGCAGACGCAAAGUGGUGAAUCCUCGACGCAGUCGGGCGCAUCGAAGUCAACGCCAAAGCUGACAACGCCGCCGCUGGCAACGGCCACAAGUGGCAGCUACAACACGCCCACCGACGACAGCCGCAACUCCACGCCCCACAAUGUGUCCGCUCUCUAUGAGCAGCCGCUGAAGCCAAGCUACUCCCCCAGCUCCGUGGAUUGCUACAGCAAUGCGGACAGCACGGAACAGCUUGAGUCACUGGCCGGCAAUUGCAGUGAAUCCUCGCCAGCGACCACAAAUACCAGCUACGACAGUUCGCUGCUGCUGAAGAAGCUAACGAAGCCGCCGCCGCCGCCAAGUCGUGCAAGCAAACAGCGCAGUGAGAAACUCGCCCAAAAGGAGGACAAAUCCAAGUCCCAGCAGCAGCAACAGCAACAACAACAACAGCAGCAACAGCAGAGUCUCUAUGCCUCGUAUCCCUUGGCCAGCUCUGUGGCUGUGGUGGCUGCCCGUGGCAUGUACGUGACGUGCAACAAUCGCGGUCUGCUCGAUCAUGGACACUCGGUGAAAGGCACCUUCUAUCCGCCCGUGUCCAGCGCUGACGAUGAGGGCAGCAGCUCCAUGCGCAGCAGCAAUGCGUUGCAGCAACAGCAACAUCAACAGCAACACUGCAACAGCAGCAGCAGCAGCAACACCAACAACAGUCUGCCCCUGGCGGCAUCCACAUCCAGUGUGAUAGCCAGCAGCGAUCUGAGCAGCUAUACUGUGGCCAUGGCCGAGAGCAACUGCAGCGGCAAUGGCAGCCUGCUGGGCAGCGUGUCCAAUGAUUAUUUGAGCGGUGUGAAUGCCAAUGCCUAUGGCAUGCAGUAUGAGGAUUUUCUACGCUAUCAGAGCAAUGAGCUGGACUACGAUCAGUUGAAGGAGGCGAGCAACGAUCAGAAGUGCGCCAAAUAUCCGGACACGAAUCAGAAUUACGAUGACUACGAGGCGGAGGCCUACAACAAUGCCAUGUUGCUGACGGCGCCAGCGCCGCCAACUGGCACCAGCUACUACACCCAGUUGCCCUACUCCAGUGGCCUGGCUGCGUUUCCGUUGCAGCUGGCUGUGCCCUUCCAGCAGACGACGACGACAACCACGACGUCGGCAAGUGCAGCUUGCUAUGCGCAGCCGAUGCAGAGCAGUUAUCUGCACUAUGGCAACUAUUAUGAGGCCAAUGGAGCGGCCAGUCAACUGUUGCCACCACAAUCUGCAGCCGCGGGAGGAGCAGCAGCAUCAACAGUGUCCUCGCCAGCAACAUCAGCAGCUGGACCAACGGCUAUGGCCAUGCAGCAUCAUCAUCCACAUCCGCAUCAUCAUCAUCCGCAUCCGCAUCAUCAUCACUUUGCUGCCACUGGAGGCGCUGCAACCGGCAUGGUUGGCGUUGGAGUCGGUGAGAUGCUCUUUGAGCAGCAACAGCAGCAGCAGCAACGCAAGGAUGACGAGAUUAGCAAUAUUCUGGCCGGUGUGCGCAAAACCUGCUACAGCAAUUGACCCAGACCCAAGGAGCUGGAGCUGGAGCUAAAGCUUGGAACGUAAAGUUGUUAUAUUUGCAAGUAGAAAUUAGAGUUUUAGGCACUUGGUAUUAGGUACUCAUAAGCAAUUUCCCAUUAUAGUUGGACAUCUAUAAACAUUUUUGUAUGAUUAACGCGUUUAAACUAUGUUUUAUGUUUUAAGUUAGCUUGCAUUGAAAUAAAACGUAAAAAUUAUCUUUGAAAAGUGUGGAACGCAUUUUUGACAGAUGCCACAAUGUGCAAAACAUCUGACAGCAUCUUGCUGGACUU